Messenger RNA from Saccoglossus kowalevskii, 2613 nucleotides. RefSeq lists its product as uncharacterized. The record is from RefSeq and is a predicted model, not a curated record. Lineage: Eukaryota; Metazoa; Hemichordata; Enteropneusta; Harrimaniidae.
AUGGCAGUGGUACUACUAAAUCAGCCAAUGGUUUAUACAGAUAUGUCUACAGAAAGCCUUGUUUCCUGUCAAGAUGGCUGGGCACAGAGAUCACUCAACUGUUACCAAGUGAAUGAAAACACACUGUCAUGGAGUGACGCACGCAGUGCAUGCCGGGAAAUCACUGGAGCAGACCUUGUUUCAUUUGAUUCAUUGGAGGAAAGAAAUAUUGUAUCCGAGCUUAUAAUGCCUCCAUUUCCCAAUGUCUAUCUCUGGAUUGGAGUUACCGGUAAUUACCAGGGAGACUUGAUCUAUAACUGGGUUACUGGUCACAUGGUACCUGGCAAUAUACAAGGGUGGGAACAAGGACAGCCGGACAACGCAGCAGGUAAUGAACAUUGUGUGGAUAUAUUAGCUGGAGACGCCAAAGCUACUGGUAUAUGGAGAGACAGGUCAUGUGACACGCAAGCAGGAUACGUAUGUAAAUACAGAAGAGAUCACAUUUUACAAUCUACACAGCGCCCUCCCACGACUAAUAUAGGGCAAACCACAAUGGCACAAUUCACUACGGCUGUUGAAAUCGCAACGUCACAACCACCGCCCACAUCGUUAACAUCGCCAUCAUCAACGGCAACAACAAAAACGACAACAACGAAACUGACAACAUCAGAAUCAAUGACUACAAUACAGUAUACCACACAAACUACAAUAAUUGUAGAAUCGUCAACAAAGAAACAAACAACACCUGUCCAAAAAACAACGUUACUUUCGACAUUGACUACUCCAAUGGAGCUGAUGACGUCACCUUCAAAUACAAUGCCACAAACGUCCACGGAAAAAGUAGAGGAAACGACCGUCCCGAGAAUAGGCUCUGUUAAGAUGACGUCAUCGACUGAUGCGGAACUUCUAUUUUGUGAAGACGAUGUCUACAAUGGUGUCCAUUGGCCGGCGACUUUGUCAUCACAGUCAGCAACAGUUUCGUGCCCUAGCAACCAAUCAGGUCACGUGUCCAGAUAUUGUGAUUCUGACAAUGGGACAGCCCGUUGGAGUUUACCAGACGAGUCAGACUGUCUACAUUUGGAAGGGAUCUUAGAUGAGGAACAACUACUAUAUCAGCUGACUUUGUUCACAAUCAUUGCUACAAGUCUGACGUCAUUCUUUGCUGUUGUUAUAAUCGUGGCAUUCCCAAUUCUCAGGUUAUUGGGUUCCGCCAGCGUUGAAGUCGAAUUCUCGUUAGCCGUCUCCAUCUUACUCAUCAAUCUGACGCUCUUGAUUGGAUAUCAGAGAGCACAAAAUAAGUUGGUGUGUACAAUCGUAGCUGUUUUUCUACAUUAUUUGGUGACUACGCAGUUUCAUUGGCUUACCAUCCACGCAUAUAAUACGUACGUCAUGGUGACGACGUCGCGGCCAUAUUUGAGAAGACGCAUUAUUACGUACAGAGUGAUUGGGUGGGUGUGUUCUGCCGUAGUACCUAUUAUAAGUGCUGGCAUAUACUACGAUGAUUACGGCGAUGCAUUAAGGUGUUUUCCAUCGGGUAUUGUGACGUACAUUAUGCUGGCUUCAUUUGGACUACUUGUUUUGGUGGAUUUGUUUUUCUUGGGUUAUGCUACAAAACAGUUCUCAUUGUCGAAUGACGAGCCCCGUGGACCUGUGACAAAAGCAAGAGAUAAAUUAAAAGUCAAUCUGUUAUUACUGGUACUAUUUACUAUGGAGUGGACGUUUGGAAUAUUAUCUUUUACUCUACUACAAUAUCCAGUGCAAUAUCUAUUCGCUAUGGCCAUGCUGUGUAUUGGACCUUGUAUGAUUGUACCGUUUCUCACAUCAGACGAAGUUCGAGAGAAGGUGGCGAAUUGGAUGAUGGAUAAAAAAGAAACUACUAGGAACGAGAAUGAGUUAACAGAAACAUUUAAAGCAAUAUUCAACGAUUCGACACAUGGUGAAAUGACGCGACAUAAUACGCGACUCGCUGCAUUUAACAGCAGACGUGUAGCGUACCAGGAAACGUCAUUCUCGCUGAAUGGUAAACGUAGAGGGCGAUGUAAAAAAUUAAAUAUGGGGGUUCAAGGAGAGAAGAAGAGAUCCCAAACCUGUAGAUCUAAUCACGUGGUACAUCGUGAUAUGUGCGAACGUGGUGGACCUCUUUUUGUCAAACGAAAUUUUGGAAAGGUACAACCUCCAGCGGUGAGAGUACGAAGUGUAAAAAAGAUAUCGCCUAUGACGUCAGAGUCCGUCAAUGUACAAACGGAUGAACUGACCUGUACGCACCAGCAUAAUAAAGAACAUCCACCAAAGAUAAAAACAAAAGCAAGAGACAACAUGCCUAUUGAUGGCGCUUUCUUGAAAGAAAAAAGAAAGGCUUCUUUAAACAAUAAAAGUGGCAACCAUAGCCCACAGAAUAAAACUUGCGCAGAUUCAGAAAGUUUACCUGGAAACUCCCUCAAAGUUAAAUACCCGACACCUGCUGAUGCGGAAUUAUUAAAGGAAGUGACGUCACGCUUAACAAGAACAAUGACAUGCCCGUUGUACCAAGUAAUGACUCCAAGAAGUAUCUCUGAAAUGUCACAUGACUCGGGAUUUUCGACUAGUUCAACCAAGAAACGAGAAAUGCUUCAAAUUGAUAUGCAUUCCAUUUAA